Impatiens glandulifera is the source of this 3793-nucleotide messenger RNA. RefSeq names its product protein BREAST CANCER SUSCEPTIBILITY 2 homolog B-like. Bases 110 to 3349 code for a protein of 1079 amino acids. The record is from RefSeq and is a predicted model, not a curated record. Lineage: Eukaryota; Viridiplantae; Streptophyta; Magnoliopsida; Ericales; Balsaminaceae. Gene Ontology annotation, biological process: regulation of DNA-templated transcription; double-strand break repair via homologous recombination. The transcript is spliced from 19 exons.
CUAGCUUCCCUCUCCAGAACUUGAAGAGUCUUUCCCUCCUUAUUUUUCAGCUUUUCGCGCUUUCAAAUUCGUCGCCUUUUCCCCCCUGCGACCACAACUUCGCCGGAAAAUGUCGACGUGGCAGAUAGUUUCCGACGUCGAGAAUGGUUUCAGUUGGGAGAUCUCCCAGCAGUUACCUGAUGAAUCUUUACGCUCUUCGGUCUCACAUUCUAACUCCAUAUCUCGCCUCCCAUCCAUGUCCGAUCUCUUGCUUCAAGAAUGUAGAAAUGUUCCCAUACCUACCAACGAUGAAGUCAAUAGUCCACCAAUGUUUAGAAGCGGUUCAGGCAAGGCUGUUACAGUCAAACAAUCCUCCAUAUCUAAAGCUUUAUCCAUCCUUGGAGAUGACGGUGGUGAAUUGUCUGAUGCAGGGAAUUUGUUUGGUGGAAGCAGUAACAUUUGUUCCAAUUCAAUGUUCAUGACAGGCUCAGGAAAGAAGGUUAACAUAUCCUCCACGGGCCUUGCACGAGCUAAGACAUUGUUAGGCUUGGGUGAUAAUAAUGAUACCGAGACUUCCCCAAUGUUGAAACAAUCAGUCAAUCAAUCAUCUUUCUUGGAGAUGAAAACAAAUGUCAUGAACAUAGGUUCUGACCCUGUCACCCCAUUCAGUUCUAAGAACAUUUUACCUGAAACAUUCUCAAGAAAUGAGAUGAUUCCCGAUCUUUUAUGUGGUGAUAAAAAAACACCCCCAAUCAAGUUUCACACUGCAGGUGGAAGAUCAUUGUCAGUGUCAAGUGGCGCAUUACAACGUGCAAUGAAUCUUCUAGGGGGUCCAGAUAUGGAUUUCACAAAUGAAACAGAAGAUAAUUCCCCAUCUAUCUCCAAACAAGGUGAAAUCAGUGAUGUCUCAGCUAGUAAAUUGAGAAAUCCUAGAUCUAUUGUUUCCUGUAAAGAAAUAUCAAGGAAAAGCAUGCCAAAGAUCUUUGUCUCCCCUCUUCGAUCAGCCCCUGAUGGUAAACAUACAUCAAUAGAAUUAAAUAAUGUAAUAUCAGGAGUUAACUUAAGCAAAGCCUUCAAGGCAGCAGAUUGUGAUGACACUUGCCAACCUUCUGAUAUAACACCUUCAAGAAGAAAGCCUCCUCGAAGCCGUUAUGACAUAUCAGGGGAUUCUUUGACUAGUGGAGUGCGUUUAAAUGCUAAUGCAAAAGAAUCACCUGGUAGAGUACUGACUGAUAUCUCCAAUACCAUCAGAAUUUCUGACGCAGACAAACAAUUAACAGGAGGAAAACGGAGUCUUGGAGGAAGAAAUUCCGUUUCCCCAUUUAAAAGACCUCGCACUGCCAAAUUCAUAGCCCCUCUGAAUAUCAUUUCAUCUGAUUCUAUUGAUGCUGAGGAAUCUAGUAACAGAAGAAAGCUUACCACUUGCUACCCAUUUCAAUCCUCAAGGGCAUACAUCAAAGAAUACCUUGUAGUGCCUCCUUUCCACACGGAUGUGAAGAACUUGCCUGAACAAAUAAAGAAGAUGGAUUCAUAUAGUGCAGAAAGUUACACUUUUGAUGAUAUCGUUGGUGUGAAGAGUAUGGGGGUAGAAGCUUUCCAUGUCUUGCUGAUGGAGUCGGGAGCUUCUGCACACCAUGCUUCUAAAGAGUGGGUUGCAAAUCACUACAAGUGGAUUGUUUGGAAACUUGCAUGCUAUGAAAGAUGCUAUGCAUCCAAAUUUUCUGGGAAUCUUUUGACAGUUUCUAAUGUGCUUGCAGAAAUAAAGUACAGAUAUGACAGAGAAGCGAACCAUGGCCAUAGAUCUGCAAUAAAGAAGAUUCUUGAAGGAGAUCAACCACCUUCUUCAAUGUUGGUGCUCUGUAUAGCUUCUAUCAGUGAUUCUAGUGGUGAAUUAAAAAGAGAAACUCAGCCAGUGGCAUCAAAUGGAACUGAAAGUGGAAAAACCUGGACACUGGAGCUAACAGAUGGAUGGUAUUCACUGAAUGCUGUAUUAGAUGCAUCGCUAAGACAUAACUUAGCAGCUGGGAAAUUGUUUGUGGGACAGAAACUUAGGGUAUGGGGAGCUGGAUUAUGCAAUUGGGUUGGACCUGUUACCCCCUUUGAGGCAUCAAAUUCUGUGAGUCUCCAGUUGCACAUCAAUGGAACUUAUAGAGCACAUUGGUCCGACCGUUUAGGAAUAUGCAAGGGUGUUGGUGUUCCAUUGGCAUUUAACUGCAUCAAAGCGUUUGGAGGUUCAGUUCCUUGCACAGUAAUCGGAGUGCAAAGAAUCUACCCUGUACUCUAUAGGGAGAGGUUAACUGGUGGAGGAUUUAUAGUAAGGUCAGAAAGGAUGGAGGAAAGCAUUGUAGAGCUUUAUAACCAGAGGCGCUCAGCUGUAGCAGAAGGCAUCAUGUCAGAAUUUCAGAGUACUCGUGAUAAUACCAACAAUGAUAACACCAGCGAAGGAGCCAAGAUCCUAAAAAUGCUAGAAAAUGCAGCUGAACCUGAAGUGUUGAUGGCAGAGAUGAGUUUGGAGCAGCUCACGUCUUUUGCCACUUACAAAGCAAAAUUGGAGGCAACAAGGGAAUCUGACAUGAAGAAAUCACUUGAAAAAUCACUUGGAGAUGCUGGUUUAGACUCCAGAAAUGUCUUUCCAUUUAUGCGGGUGAGAGUUGUUGGCUUGACUGUUAAAAAUCGUAAAAUGAAGCGCUGUUCAGGAAGGGGCAUAAUAACCAUCUGGAACCCAUCUGAGAAGCUGAAAUUACAGUUAGUUGAAGGGAAAGCAUAUUCUGUUGCUGGGCUCGUACCUUUAAGUUUGGAUGUAGAGAACCUCUACUUGCAAGCAAAAGAAUCUUCAACCAAAUGGCUCCCCUUAUCUGAGAUGGCAGUUAAAAAUUUCAAGUCGUUCUUCAGUCCUCGUCAGAACAUGCCAAUAUCUAAAUUAGACGAGAUUCCUUUAUCCAGUGAAUUUGACAUAGCUGCAGUUGUUGUAUAUGUGGGGGAGGUGUUUGCCGAUGCUAACCAGAAGAAGCAAUGGGUGUUUGUAACCGAUGGUUCCAUAUUCAAGUCUCAGUGUGAAGGAUCAUCUACUUCUCUGCUUGCGAUUAGCUUCAGCUCACCAAACUUAAAUUGUGAUUCAUAUGCACCAGUUAGCCAUAAACUUGUUGGCUCAGUGCUUGGCUUUUGCAAUAUCAUAAAGAGAGUGAUGGAUCAGAAAAAUCAUCUAUAUGUUGCUGAAACAACGGAAAACUCAAUUUAUUUUCUAAGUUGUGAUCACUUGUCUUGCUCUCACUUGAAAGAAGCUGCUACUUCUGUUGAAAGAUGGGCCAAGAGCUCUCCCUCGACAGCUGAUGAGCUUCGAGAAAAGAUUACUUCUAUCAUUCAUAGAUAGCUGUUCUCUUGUUUCACUUAUUUGCUUGUUAUUAUUAAAUUAUCUAUAAGUUCAUGUCAUCUACAACUGGAAUGUCAUUUCUUCGAUAUCAUUUAGUAAGUUUCUGCAUAAUUUUGUUAUUUAAUCGAUAUCUGAGUCAAAUUUCUGAUCUGAAUGUUUUGUUAAUUUGGUACAGAACAAAAGGCUGCAAUUGAGAAGCCCUCCAAGCAAAAAAGAGAGAAGAAAAUCAAUUAAAAAAGAUGAGCAUAGAGAAGUUGAUUCCAGACAUCAGGUAUGCCUGGUAGGCACCAAUGAAUACAGUCUGAAUAGGAAGUAGGCUUGGCUAGUUGCUCCUCUGUAGGAGGAUCCCAUUGCUUUCUAUAAAUAGAUGGAUGCCCGUCUUUUCUGUAUUCUGAUAGCUGUGUAAUGUUAAUCAUUUGAACUUUUAUGCCUCUUUUUUCCAAA